Messenger RNA from Hymenoscyphus albidus, 352 nucleotides. NCBI's taxonomy places the organism in Eukaryota, Fungi, Ascomycota, Leotiomycetes, Helotiales, Helotiaceae. The record is from the annotation of a GenBank genome assembly.
AUGACCCGGAAUCAUCGUGCGUGCAUGGUGUCUCAGUUUGUUCAAAAUCCAGUCCAACCACCGCGCAGCGCAGGGCUCGCCUGGUAAUGGAUCGGCGGCGGAGAAGACCUUCCUAGACACUUUCCCUGCUGCUUUUUCCGGCUCCGUGAAAGACCCGGUCUGGCAUGAGCAUUGGCAUUGGCAUUUGGUGCCGGUGUUUGGUCUGUGGAGUGAGGUUCGUGGUCCUCCCGGUGCUGCCGAUUCAACUUCUGCCCUUUUGUCCAUCUUGCCCAUCUACGGGAAGGAGCGUAUACAGGCCUACUGUACGAAAGUGUACGAAAGCCACCACGACCUGCCUAACCAGAGCGUCUAG